AUGGAAGAAACUAAUUACAUACCAAUGAAUUGUCAGUAUCUCCACUCCAGAUUGAAAACACUCAUGUCUUCACACAAACUCCAAAAGGGUCAUCGAAAAUCAAUACUUGGAAACAAAAAAACCUCACAACCAAAGAGAUCUCGAGCUAACAAAGAGGAUCAUAUCAUGGCUGAGAGAAAGCAAAGAGGGAUACUCAGCCAUAGUUUCAUUUCUUUUGCUUCUCUUGUUCCUAACCUCAAAAGGAUGGACAAAGCUUAUGUAUUAGCUAGGUCUAUUAAAUACGUGAAAGAGCUUAAAGAUCGUUUGGAAGUUUUAGAAGAACAAGACACAAAUGCAGAAGACGUAAUUCGGGUUCAGAAGGAAAGUCAGAGAAAGACCAAGAACAUAGUCAAGGACAAUUCAACAUACCAGGUUUAUGACUCCAUUUUACUUAUUUCGACGUUAUAUUUGCUUCAGCUUCACUAUAAUCCAUCACCUUUUGAAAUAGGGGGGGAAUGGUUAUUAAGGGUUUCAAUUGUUUGCCACUGCAAAAAAACGUGUUACUGUUGGUUUUGA
This is a messenger RNA of Vicia faba (fava bean), 555 nucleotides long. The record is from the annotation of a GenBank genome assembly. NCBI's taxonomy places the organism in Eukaryota, Viridiplantae, Streptophyta, Magnoliopsida, Fabales, Fabaceae.